Messenger RNA from Kwoniella botswanensis, 498 nucleotides. RefSeq names its product ribosomal protein L13. Gene Ontology annotation, cellular component: mitochondrial large ribosomal subunit; ribosome. Gene Ontology annotation, molecular function: mRNA binding; structural constituent of ribosome. The record is from RefSeq and is a predicted model, not a curated record. NCBI's taxonomy places the organism in Eukaryota, Fungi, Basidiomycota, Tremellomycetes, Tremellales, Cryptococcaceae. Gene Ontology annotation, biological process: negative regulation of translation; translation. Bases 1 to 498 code for a protein of 165 amino acids. The transcript is spliced from 4 exons.
AUGUCAGCGACGAAAGGAAAGACCGCUCUCGCUCUUACUCGGGUCUGGCAUCACACCAAUGCUCAGCAUAGGGUUCUUGGUAAUCUCGCAAGCAGAAUAGCGUGGGUGUUGAUGGGGAAACACAAGCCAACGUAUGAUCCAGCCGUCGAUGCAGGAGAUUAUGUUGUCGUUUCGAACGCAUCGAACGUCCAUCUGACAGGGAAGAAGGGUACCGAUAAAGUCUAUUACUCACAUACCGGUUACAUGGGAGGAUUAAAAGCUGUCCCAAUAACGAGGAUGAGAGAGAGGCGACCAGAAGAGAUCAUACGGCGAGCAGUAUCAGGAAUGUUACCGAAGAACACUUUUCGGGAUCGACGUCUGGAACGUUUAAAGAUUUUCGCGGGACCUGCACCGGAGGUCUACGUCAACAAUUCCUUGACGACAUGGAGGGAUCAGGUAGGAUCGAAUAUAUCACAGUCAGGACCAGCAGCAGGGCAAACUUCACAGACUAGCGCAUAA